Molecule: messenger RNA, 1020 nt
Organism: Penicillium malachiteum
Lineage: Eukaryota; Fungi; Ascomycota; Eurotiomycetes; Eurotiales; Aspergillaceae
Exons: 3
Coding region: 1-1020 (339 amino acids)
Biological process (GO): secondary metabolic process
Source: RefSeq, a predicted model, not a curated record
AUGGUAUCACUCGAAUCAGUGCAGCAACAUAAUGCCAGCCUGAAGGAUUUUGGCCCGAAUCUAGUGGCAGUCUUUGUCGGUGGGACCAGCGGGAUUGGGGAAUCAACUGCCCGUGCAUUUGUUCGGAAUACUGAUUCUUCUCGGGUCUAUCUUGUCGGGCGCAAUGAAUCCCAGGCCUCUAAGAUUAUCGAGGAACUUCGUCAACUCGACCCGGAUGGCCAAAUCAGUUUUGUUCAAUGCGAUGCUACAAGAUUGCACAGUGUGGAUGACGCUUGCAAGUCCAUCCAGGAGAAGGAAGAGAAAGUCAACCUACUCUUCAUGACGGUCGGCACAAUGACAACGAAGGGGCGAGAUGAAACGGAUGAGGGGCUCGAUAAGAAGCUUAGCCUUCACUAUUAUUCCCGGAUGCGUUUUGCAACAAAUUUACUGCCUCAAUUGACCCGCGCUGCAAAUGUCAGCGACACUAGUAAACAAGGAUUAGGUGGCAAUCUGUCGCGGGUUGUGUCUGUGCUGUCUGCAGGUUAUGAAACAUCCCUUCAGUUGGAUGAUCUAGAUCUGAAGACUCAUUACUCCCUCCGCAAUUGCAGUAGCCAUGCGAUCACCAUGAACACCCUGUUCGUGCGAGAGCUUGCGGCGGCACAUCCCGCGACGACAUUUAUCCAUGCCUAUCCAGGCGGCGUGAAGACUGGGCUCAUGCGAGAAUUUGGCCCCCUUACCCGGGCUGCAAUCAGUGCACUGGCAAUUCUGGCCAAACCCUGGAUGGUGCCAUUGGAUGAAAGUGGUCAGCGACAUCUGUAUGCCUCAACUAGUCCACGAUUCCCACCGCGAGCCUCGGGAGAGGGCCCUGAUGUUGCAAAUGGGGCAGACGGCAAACAGGGCAGCGGGGCGUAUCUAUUAUCGUGGGAUGGAUCCAUUACUGGUAAUAGAAAGAUUCUGGAAGCGGCUGACGAGAAUGAAACGGGAAAAUUAGUGUGGAAACAUACAUGGGGGAUCUUCCAGUCGAUCUGUGGCGGUAACUAA